AUACACAUAACACACACAAAUCGCAGCGCCUUCGGCCAUCGCGUUUAUUCCACAAUUCACGAUAUUUUUUUUUAAAAAAAAAAGAAAAAAAAAAACAGAGAAAAUAGUUUGACCUGAAUUCUUGAAAAUUAUCCUGAAAGAUUGAUUAUUUUCCGCAGGGAUUCAUACGAACCAUCGCGCAUGCAAUCGAUGGCGUUGGUAACGACAGCAGAACUGUGCGACGCAAACCCACAGUAUAUUAUGAAUGGGGAGCUGCGGGCGCUGCUGCCGAUUUUCAAGAUAUACGGGCAGCGUCAGGUGUUCUACGGGCAGGUGGUGACUCUGAAGGUGUUUGAAGACAACGUGUUGGUGCGGGAGCUGCUGGAGGAGAAGGGCGACGACAGGGUUCUUGUUGUCGAUGGCGGCGGCAGCCUCAGAUGCGCCAUUUUGGGGGGCAACCCUGUGGUUCAAGCCCAGAACAACGGGUGGGCCGGCAUCAUCGUCAACGGCUGCAUCCGCGAUGUUGAUGAGAUCAAUGGCUGCGACAUCGGCGUCAGGGCUCUCACCUCCCACCCCAUCAAAGCCACCAAGAAGGGUCUCGGCGAGAAGCACCUUCCUGUGCAUUUUGCUGGCACCAGAAUUGCUAAUGGUGACUGGCUUUAUGCAGAUACAGAUGGCAUUCUUGUUUCCAACACUGAGUUGUCUGUCUGAAUCUCCCUCAUCCCUUCCUUCUCUAUUACUUAAUUCAUUACCUACUUUAGCUUUAGCCUCUCUCCAUCACCCUUUUUAUGUAAUGCUCACUAAUUACACUACAUCAUAACCCCACUUUAUGGUUUUAGAAUUUUAUAUAAAAAUCAUUUGAAAUUACUAAUUUUAUUUUUA
This is a messenger RNA of Salvia miltiorrhiza (redroot sage), 861 nucleotides long. Its product is annotated as putative 4-hydroxy-4-methyl-2-oxoglutarate aldolase 2. The record is from RefSeq and is a predicted model, not a curated record. Gene Ontology annotation, biological process: regulation of RNA metabolic process. Lineage: Eukaryota; Viridiplantae; Streptophyta; Magnoliopsida; Lamiales; Lamiaceae. Gene Ontology annotation, molecular function: ribonuclease inhibitor activity. Bases 181 to 690 code for a protein of 169 amino acids. The transcript is spliced from 2 exons.